Molecule: messenger RNA, 4182 nt
Organism: Biomphalaria glabrata
Lineage: Eukaryota; Metazoa; Mollusca; Gastropoda; Planorbidae
Product: monocarboxylate transporter 2-like
Exons: 10
Coding region: 180-1991 (603 amino acids)
Biological process (GO): transmembrane transport; monocarboxylic acid transport
Molecular function (GO): monocarboxylic acid transmembrane transporter activity
Source: RefSeq, a predicted model, not a curated record
GUCAUUCACGGAGGAAUUUUAAAACAGUAAAAUCAUUGAAUCAAAUAUAAGUUCAGUUUUUUUCUAAUUCGUUCUUUCUUCAAGGAGUUUGCGUGAGAGUACUAGUGAGUGGGAGCUACAUCUGGAAGACUCAUAUAUAAAAAGAAUUCCAUAUUCAUCUAUUGGAUAAGAUUCUUGUUAUGGCAGAUGUAGUAGAUGGUACUCGAGAUGCUGGAUUAGACAAGGUAGAAAAUGGUGACGUGAAAAUAGAACAUAUAUCGAAUACCUUGGGUACAGACGUUGCUGAAGAGACCCAGAAGCUACUCAUUGACGGGAACUCCAACAAUGCUCCGCUUUCUCAAGAAGGGGACGUAGAGAUUCAACUGGAUGGCCAAGCGCCCCAGAAAUUGAAACUGACCAGUGAAUCUAUCAAUGAAGGAGUGCUACUGAAAGCGCCCGACGGAGGCUACGGAUGGGUUAUCGUACUGGCUUGCUUCUUACACCACAUGGUUUUAGGUGGAUUUGGCAGGAGUGAGGGUCUGUUCUUUUUACAAUACCAGGAGAGAUUUGGCUCAGGUGCUCAACUGACCUCAUGGCCCAGUUCGCUAAUGUCCACUUUGAAUUUGUUUAUGGGACCUCUAUGCGGUGCUGUAAUCAAUCGCUACAGCGUGAGAACAGCUCUGAUCAUUGCCACCAUCUUGACCUCUGUUGGCUUCAUACUGAACGGCAUUGCGCCAAAUGUCUACUUCCUGUUUUUCUCACAGACUUUAAUCGGAGGCAUUGGUCGGGGUCUGAUGUCUUCAGUGCUGCUGCUGAAUCUCUAUUUCGACAAACGGAGGAGCCUUGCUCAGGGGCUCUCGUCAGCAGGUGUUGGUUUUGGCGCCUUCGUAAUAGUCCCCCUGGUGCAAAUACUGUUUGAAGAAUAUGGUUUCACGGGUGCCUUUAUGAUUAUCGGGGCCAUCCAGCUUAAUGGACUAAUAGCGGCCAUGGCCUUUAGGCCACUUAGUAUGCACAUGAGAUUCUUAAGAGCAGACAGAUUACGGAAAAGAAGACUAGCUGUUGGAGAGGAGGGCAAACCUCUAGCAUCAAUUGAUAAAGAGUUCUCUGAACCAAGUUCAGCAGAAAAAGAUGCCCUUGAACUGGAUGAAGUGCCCCUCGAUGACAAAACAGUUUCUGCCCUGCCUGCCAAGGACAACCAAGUAGAUAUGCUUUCGCUGGAGAAUGGCGUGGAGCCUUUCCUGGCCAGCUGCGAGACUCUGAAUGUAGCGUCCUCCAUGCCAGAGAUUAGGAGAAAAACGCAUAAAAAGGACAACUGGCUCAAAUCAUCGUUGGCCAUCAUCUUCCCGGUGGAGCACAAAAGAAAAGAGGCGGCCGCCAAGCCGAAACCUUUCCACUGGAACUUGCUGAAGAACGUUCCCUUCAUCAUCUUCUGCGUCAGCAACACCUUCUUUCUCAUGGCUUUUAAGACGGCCUUCACUUUCAUGCCCGCCAUGGCCAUGUCGAAAGGUUUGACCAGGACGGAGGCUGCCCUAGUGUUGACGAUUUCCGGUGCUCUGGACACCUUCGGGCGCAUGGCAGUAGGUUUCGUGAUGGAUCUUCCUGCUUGCAGACGUUUUCGCCCGUUCGUCUUCAACAUGCUCCUCUUCUUCAUCGCAGGCGCGUCUUUCUUGGUGCCCUCCCUGGAGAGCUUCCCAGCCUUUGUUGUGGUUAGCUCCAUCUACGGGACAAUGACAGGGGCGUUCAUCUCGCAAAAAAUUGUAGUGCUGGUUGACAUUGUGGGAAGGGAGGUAAUGCCUAGCGCUCUCGGAAUCAAUAAAGUUUUUCAGGGAAUAGGAACUCUCGUUGGUCCUCCAUUUGCUGGCGCUCUUCGGGAUGCGAUGGGCACUUUCGACAGUUCAUUCUACCUUGGAGGCGCCUGCAUGUUUGGCUCAGGGCUGCUCUUGGCUCUCAGUAACGUCUUGAGAAUAAUUCAGAAAAAACGCAACGCCAAGAGAGCAGCUACACAGAAGUAGUCACAAGACUUCCAAGGAAUACAAAUAAAAUCUUUCUGAAAAGUAAUGGAGACAAAAGAAACUCUCUGGGCAGACGACAUGGUGACACGUUGUCAUGAGCUUCACUCAUUUUCAUUUGUUUAAAAGGGCGUUAAAUCUGGUAAUCAUCGUCUGCAAAAGAAAAAAAAACUAAAAUGGCGACUUUUGCAUUUUAAAAAAUCAUUCUUUAUGUAAGACAUUUUUAGAUCUGCUUACGCCCAGUGCUGAUCAUGAUUUUUAGUACUGUUCCUAGUUUAGUGGGUUAGUUAUUACUAUACGUCGGUCGUCUUCUUCACACAAUCUUUCUGUCUAAACUAUUUAUCUGCUGAUAGUUUUCAAUGCUAGUAGGUAUUAGCAUAUCUAUAAUAUAAAGCAGAAAGUAAGGCGUAUGUAUGUAUGUAUGUAUGUAUGUAUGUAUUUAUGUAUUUAUGUUAUAUAUGUAUGUAUGUAUGUAUGUAUGUAUGAAUUUGUAUGUAUGUAUGUCCCGAAGAGAAAUCAAAACCGUUUGACCAAUCUUGAUAAAACUUGGCAUAAAUGUUCCUUAGAUCAUGGCGGAGACCGUAGUGUAUGUUUAAUGCCCCUACCACAAUCAGAGGGCCCUAAAAACAGACAGAAAGUACCUAAUUGUAUCACAAUUAAAGUAGGAUACUUUUUAACAAAUCGGGUAAACCCGUUUCCACAGUAUUUCAUAUUUGAUAUAAAUGUAUGCAAUCUACUUUUAGUUUCGGGCGAAAGAAAAAACUUGAACAUUAGCCAAGUUUAAACAUAGAUCUAAAUCCAAUCCACUAGAUUAGUAAUACCAAAACCAAGGCCCGCAGACCGCGGGUAAUAUCCGGUUAGUAUAUAUAUAUAUAUAUAUAUAUAUAUAUAUAUAUAUAUAUAUAUAUAUAUAUAUAUAUAUAUAUAUAUAUAUAUAUAUAUGAUUAACGUUCUGUUUCAUUUUAAAAGAAACGUGUUCUCUCAAGAAAUUAUCUAGAUCGAUCUGAAAUCUUACAUAUUGGGUUUCUCUUUUCUUAUCUUAUAAAUUACAGACGUAACUUCAAAAGAGAAAAUAGACGUACCCAGGUGUUAAUCUAGUAUGGCUUGUUAAUUAGAGACUUGAACUCUGCAAAUCAGUGAUUUUUCGCAAUGGUUGAUUCAGGCAACCAGUUCAAUGCUGUAAUGGCACUAAGGAAAAAGAAGCAAUGGUACACAUUUGUCUUAGCAUAUGGAAUAAGAAAUGUUUUCCUUCAUGUCUUUCUGAGUAUUUUAUUGAGUUUUUGUAUUUGUAAAUCAUGGUUUAGUGUUGUAUUUUGUACUGCUACUUCACUUCUGUUCUGAAGUGAAACUAAGUUUAGUGUUAUUACUAACCAUGUUACUUUUGUUAAAUGUUAAUUUCGUUUUUAAUCUCAGGGCUCUAUUUCGCAUAUGUUCUACUUUUUUUCUUCUGUUUUCUUGGGGAGUCCCAAACAGAGGACGCAUAUUCUAAUAUUGGUCUGCCCAGUAAAUGUUCAAGUUUUUAGAGAUGGUGGCAAGAGACGUGACUCGCUUAAAAGUUCCUCUUAACACAUUUUCUUUUGGAUUCAAAAUGACUUCAAGGAUCUGACCUAUAAAUCUCUUGAGUUUUACCAAUAUUUUUUGUUUGCAUGCAUCAUAACAGUUUUUCCUUUCAGAAGUUGAUAUUACUAUGCACUUUGACCCUACAACUAAUUCAUGCCAAGCAUUCUAACUCAAAACGCUUGCAUUUGGACGAAGUACGGCCUGACUCAAAGAACGCAUUUCAUACUGUUGAAUUUCACAAAACUCAGGGAUAUAAAAUCAUCAUUUUUCCAAAAUGUAUUUAUGAUGUAAUGUAUUAGAGGAUAAUGUGUUUGCUGGGAUGAAGAUAAUCAACUAUCCAGCAUGUAUUUAUGAUGUAAUGCUUAUACUGCGAUGACUUGUACGUGGGCCAUGACUAUAAAUUCAAGUACACAUUUCUUCUGUGAAAGAAAGAAAGAAAGAAAGGAAUAUGUUUUGUAGAAUAAGUAUGACUAACUAGUAUGUCUUGCCUUUAAUUUAAUAAGAGAAAUAACUUCGAUUAUAGUAGGUUUUGCAGCAUCGACUGUAUCUAGUGUAAUAUUUUAUGUAUUGAUUGUAUCUUGUGUGAUAAAUACGAGUCAAUUAUUCUAGGCCUUUACGUUUUAAAUAAAGUCAU